Aspergillus glaucus CBS 516.65 is the source of this 1422-nucleotide messenger RNA. RefSeq lists its product as uncharacterized. The coding region runs from base 1 to 1422 and encodes 473 amino acids. Lineage: Eukaryota; Fungi; Ascomycota; Eurotiomycetes; Eurotiales; Aspergillaceae. The record is from RefSeq and is a predicted model, not a curated record. Gene Ontology annotation, biological process: transmembrane transport; carboxylic acid transport. The transcript is spliced from 2 exons. Gene Ontology annotation, cellular component: plasma membrane. Gene Ontology annotation, molecular function: carboxylic acid transmembrane transporter activity.
AUGGCGGAGAAAGAGUGUCGCGAUGAUGGCCAGAAAACCACGGUCGUCGUCGGUGCUGAUGUUGAGAAUCCUCCCACGCGCUACCAGCCUACCAGAUGGCAGAGUAAUAUCACCAUUGCGAGCUGUUACAUCGCCAACUUCAGCGACGGCUACCAAAAUGGCCUCGCCAAUCCCACCAAUGUGAUCUUCAAGCACCUGCUCGGCACCGACUUCACCUCCGAGAUGAAGACGCGCAUCAGCAACUCACUGCUCAUCGGCGCGAUAAUCGGUAUCAUCGUACUGGGUUAUGCAUCAGACAUGUUCUCGCGACGGGCAGGGCUACUAUCCACAUCGUCGAUUGUAGCUAUCGGGACGUUAAUGGCAACAGUCGCACUGUCCGUACACCCGACAAUGAACAUGCUAUGGUAUUUCAUCGUCGUCCGCGGUAUCGCAGGUUUCGGCGUCGGCGGCGAAUACCCCCCUAGCGCAGCAGCAGGAAUCGAAGAAACAGAUGAAUUCAUGCGCCGAUACCGCGGGCCCAUGUUCGUCUCCUUCACGACACUAAUGGCCACUCUCGCCAGUCCCAUUCUCAUGAUCAUAUACCUGAUUACGCUAGUCGCAAGUAACAAUAACCUAACCAUCGCCUUUCACGCCAUCUACUCAAUCGCCACUAUCCUCCCUGUGAUCAUCAUCGUCAUGCGAAUCUUCAUGGCUGACUCGACGCUAUUCCAUUACUCGAAUUUCAAAAAUCAGCGUAAAUCCCCACGUCUUAUUCUCCUCUUGCUGCGGCGGUACUGGUGGCGCAUCACGACUACAUCGCUAGCAUUCUUCCUCUACGACUUCAUCAACUUCCCCAAUAGCAUCAUGUCAAGCACCAUCAUCUCCUCCCUAGUCAAGGAUAACAACGUCCGCACAACAGCAAUCUGGCAGGUAAUCCUCGCCGUCCUCCCAGUGCCUGGCGUACUGGUAGGCGCCUGGCUAACGAACCUCAUCGGCCGCCGCUGGACCGGUAUCGCUGGUUUUGCGGGGUACGUCGUCCUGGGCUUCGUGAUAGGCGGUACAUACACCAAACUGUCGCAACACAUUGCUGCCUUUGUCGUCUUGUACGGGUUACUGCAGGCAUUCGGCCACAUGGGCCCCGGCGCAACAAUCGGCCUUAUCUGCUCCGAGUCAUUUCCGACUGCAAUGCGAGGCAUGGGCUACGGUAUUGCAGAAGCAUUUGGUCGUGCCGGGGCUGCGGUUGGAACGCAGUGUUUCACACCAUUGCAGGACUGGGCGGGUGAUAGCGCGACGUUUUAUCUUGCUGGUGCGGUGGCUGUUGUUGGGAUGUGUGUUUAUUGGCUUUUGCCGGAGAGUGGGGGGUUGGAUUUGGAGGAGGAGGAUAAGGUGUUGAGGGUUUGGUUGGAGGAGAGGGGGUUUACGAGUGAUGGGGUAGCUAGAUAG